Messenger RNA from Orbilia oligospora ATCC 24927, 501 nucleotides. RefSeq lists its product as uncharacterized. Gene Ontology annotation, cellular component: mitochondrial outer membrane. The transcript is spliced from 3 exons. The record is from RefSeq and is a predicted model, not a curated record. NCBI's taxonomy places the organism in Eukaryota, Fungi, Ascomycota, Orbiliomycetes, Orbiliales, Orbiliaceae. The coding region runs from base 1 to 501 and encodes 166 amino acids. Gene Ontology annotation, biological process: intracellular protein transport.
AUGGUCCAACUAGUCGAAGUUCCCGACGAGCACUACGACGAAAAGCAAACUGGUCCCGAAGAAGAUGACGCCUACUACACAGACACAGACUCAUCAAUCACCGACGACGGUGCUUCAGAUGCUUCGGACACCUCUUCCCUCGCCGAUCUAGACUCGGAAACCUUCUACGAUCGUAUCGUCGCCUUAAAGGAUAUUGUCCCACCUGGUCGGCGCGCACAGAUCUCAAGAUCUUUCAAUGGUGCUUAUGGACUGAUAACUUCGGGUCUAUCACUGGGUGGGAAGACCUUGUGGGUUUUGAGUACCUCGGCUUUGUUGUUGGGUGUGCCCUAUGUUCUUGCUUGGCAGGAAGAACAGCAAGUUAUUGAGAUGGAGAAGGAGAUGCAAAUGCAGCAGAACUUGAAUGAGGAGGAUUCAUCGGGAUACCAGCCGAUUGGCCUUGAAAUUCUCAUCACACCCGGCUCGAAAUCCUCACUCGGUCAGCCAGAGCUCCCAAAGCGGUAG